AGUUAACGUACAAAUUAAUUAGUAAUGUGCUCAUGUUGACAAAAAUCAAAAAUUUUGAAUCAUACUACAACAGUCUAAAAUGUCGCUUGAAACGGUACCAAAGGAUCAGAGAAACCUAAGAGCUUGUCUUUUAUGUUCAUUAAUUAAGACAUUGGAACAGUUUGAAUAUGAUGGGUGUGACAAUUGCGAGGAAUAUCUUCGAAUGAAGAACAACAGAGAACAAGUUUACGACUGCACAAGCGCCAACUUUGAUGGUUUAAUUUCCUUAAUGGGUCCAGAGGAUAGUUGGGUGGCCAAAUGGCAGAGGAUUGGCAGAUUUGUGAAAGGCUGCUACGCCAUUUCUGUGUCGGGCCGACUUCAUCCCAGCACUGUAAGAGAUCUCAAAAGUAAGGGUGUGUUCUACCGGUCCAGGGAUACGAGCCAGAAGACGUGAGGGUGGGGUCUAGAGUCUGUGUGGAAGUGUGUGUUGUUAGCAGUAUAAAUGAACAGCGCUGGGGUAAUGGAACUGUGCAAAGAAAAAUGAGGAAUGACAGAUUUAUUGCCCUUUAAUGUGUACACGUACGAAUUGUAUGAUAAAUGUACAUUUAUUUUGUUUGUAUGAGGUUUAUUUAAUUUUCUAGACAAAUGAUGUAAAUAUACAUAUAAUCAUAACAUAAUAAAAAUUAUUGAGACACUC
Ostrea edulis (European flat oyster) is the source of this 676-nucleotide messenger RNA. Its product is annotated as transcription elongation factor SPT4-like. The record is from RefSeq and is a predicted model, not a curated record. The transcript has 4 exons. Gene Ontology annotation, molecular function: RNA polymerase II complex binding; zinc ion binding. Gene Ontology annotation, biological process: mRNA processing; chromatin organization; regulation of transcription elongation by RNA polymerase II. Bases 80 to 433 code for a protein of 117 amino acids. NCBI's taxonomy places the organism in Eukaryota, Metazoa, Mollusca, Bivalvia, Ostreida, Ostreidae. Gene Ontology annotation, cellular component: DSIF complex; nucleus.